AUGUUCUGGGUGUGGUGGAAGAAUCAUUUUGGCCUUAGGCUGAUCGUUUCCAGUAACAUCAAAGGCAUCUGCCAGCUAGAAAAGCUGCAGAACCAGAGCACUAAAAUGACCAGGGGCAUGGAACAAUUUUUGCAAGGACAGAGUGGAGUCGAAGUAUUGGGGAGAGGCACAAAAGUGUUUAUAGCUAGGACUAAAAAGAAACUGGAAAGAUGGCAAGGGAAUGGUGAAAAGUGUUUAUAUGCUGCAUAUAUGGAAGUCUACCAGUUUCCUAGUACUCUAGAAGUGGUGCUGGAUGUUAACAGCGAAUUGCAUGUGAAGGUAAAUGAAGAAAAAGACCUAGCCCCUUGGCCCUCCAUCAGAAGACAUAAACGAGAAUGGGUUAAAUUUGCGAGACCUAUUCGAGAAAGAGAUGACAAUUCAAAGAGGAAUCCAAUUGCUACAAUUCAUUCAGAUUUUCAAGAGAAGCAGAACAUUAAAUAUCGCAUCUCAGGAGUCGGAAUUGAUCAGCCUCCUUAUGGAGUGUUCAUCAUCGAUGAAAACACCGGAGCCAUCAACAUAACGGCCAUCGUUGAUCGUGAGGAAGUUGACACCUAUUUGAUUAACUGCCGUGCUGUCAAUGAUUGGGGUCAGGAUGUGGAACGUCUACUUGUGCUGAGAGUGAAAGUAUUAGACAUAAAUGAUAAUCCACCAAUAUUUUCUCAAACUGUGUUUUCAGGUCAAGUUGAAGAGAACAGUCCAAUAAACACCCUGAUCAUGGCUGUAAAUGCUACCGAUGCGGAUGAACCAAACACUCUGAAUUCUAAAAUCGCCUUCAAGAUAGUCUCUCAGGAGCCUGCAGCGGCACCAAUGUUCAUCUUAAACAGACACACGGGAGAAGUUCGGACUAUGACCAACACUCUGGACAGAGAGCAAUUCAGCAGCUACAGACUCCUUAUAAGAGGUUCAGAUCUUGAUGGAGCUGAGCACGGACUGUCAUCUGACAGUGAAUGCGAAAUUGAAAUUACAGAUGUCAACGACAAUUUCCCUUUCUUUCAACAUUCAGAGUACUCCACCCAGAUUGAAGAAAACGUUCUGAGCGCUGAACUGUUACGACUUCAAGUGACAGACUUGGAUGAAAUAUUUUCAGAUAAUUGGCUUGCAGAAUUUUUCUUUACCUCUGGAAACGAAGGAAAAUGGUUUAAAAUACACACUGAUAGAACUACUAAUGAAGGGAUUCUCAGUGUUGUCAAGACUCUGGACUAUGAACAGAUGCAGAAUGUACAGUUGGGUAUUGCUGUUAAAAAUGUAGCUGAAUUUCAUCAUACUGUUAUUCACCAAUAUCGAAUUCAGUCCACUCCGGUCAGAAUAAAGAUUAUAAAUGUAAAAGAGGGAAUUGUAUUCAAGCCCCCUUCAAAGAAGUUCACCGUACAAAGAGGCAUAAGGGGUCAAGCCUUCAUUAAUUAUAUUCUCGGAACAUAUGUGGCCACCGAUGAAGAUACUGGCAGAGCAGUGACAAGCAUCAGAUACAUCAUGGGCCGUAAUGAAGGUGGUUUAUUAGCUGUUGAUUCAAGAACCGCUGAGAUUAAAUUUGUCAAAGUGGUUGACAGAGACUUAACUUUCAUAAUCAAUAAGACAUUCACAGCUGAGAUUCUGGCUAUAGACGAAAGUGGAAAAACAGCAACAGGAACCAUAUUGGUGGAGAUCCCAGAUUUCAUUGAAAGUUGUCCGAUCAUCGGCAUCGACAGAAGGACUGUCUGUAGUGUGUCGCCAUCCAUCAUUGUCACGGCUCGGGCACCAGGAAGCAAACAAAACCAAGGACCCUUCACAUUUUCCCUGGCAAAUCAGCCUCCCGGAAAACGCUUAUGGACCAUACAAGCCCUGAAUGCUACUGCUGCUGAAGUAAAGGCUCAACAGCCUCUGGCCUUUGGGACACAUUCGGUUUCUCUCAAUGUGAAAGGGGGACAAGAUCGGAAUUGUGAAGCUUCAGAGACUCUGACACUCCAAGUGUGCGACUGUGACAGCAACCAGAGAUGUAUUAAUCAAGGAACAACUGCUCCUACAAUUACUGUUCAUGGAGGGAAGACCGCCAACAGAAGAGGAGAGAGAAGGGUAGGAUUGGGUCCUGCUGGCAUUGGCCUGCUAAUCCUCGGCCUCUUGCUGCUGCUGUUGGUUCCACUGCUGCUACUAUUCUGUGACUGUGGAGCAGGAGCAUUCCCUGCCGUUGGGGCUGGCUUUAUCCCUGUCCCUGAAGAGCCGGAUGGGGGCCUUCACAAAUGGGGCAUCGAAGGAGCCCAGCCUAAAGACAAGGAGGUGGGACAGGUUUGUGGAUCAACAACAAUAGUUACAAAUGGGACUGAAUGUGUGGAAACUUCAGGAGAAGUUUGUACAAAUGCAGGAGGGGCAGUGGUGGACGGAGCUUCAGGAAUGGAAAUGAUCACUUGUUCGAGGCAUGUAACGGCUUCCAGACUCGAAGUAACCAAUGGAAUGGCUGGAUUCUGUGGGACAAGAUCGAGACAUUCUACAGGAGGAACCCUGAGGGAGUGUGCAGAAGGAUCAGUAAACAUGGCUUUCCUGGAUUCCUAUUUCUCUCAGAAGGCUCUCGCUUGCACCGACGAAGACGAUGUCCAAAGGGUGAAUGACUGUCUGCUGAUCUACGACGACGAAGGAAUAGAGGCCCCAAAGUCCCCCACGGGCUCCGUGGGCUGUUGCAGUUUCAUCGCCGAUGAUUUGGACGACAGCUUCCUGGACAAUUUAGGGCCCAAGUUUAAGAAACUGGCGGCUAUCAGUCUGGGCCUCGAUGACGAAAACCAGCCAACCCAAUCCAGCGUGCCCACCCCCGGCUCUCAGUGCCAGGCACCGUCUCCCCAACCGCCGUGUGCCGGGUCUCCCUCCCCGACUCCGUGUGUUUCCGUGUGUGACCCGUUGUCUAUGGCCCCUGUCCCUGACCGCUUGCACCAAGGAAACUUCUUGGUGACUGAGACUUACACCAGUUCAGGUUCAUUCCGUCAGGCCCCCGCGGGGACCAUCGACUCUCAGAUUUCACAAAACGUGGUGGUGACCGAGAGGGUGUUCUGCCCUGUUCCUAUCCCCGGGGGCAACUUGGGUACCUCUUCUGAGUUAUCGAGGUCACGAAAUGUGAUCUAUUCAGAGGAGCCAUGCUCCGUCCUGACAGGACCGGGGCCGGUUGGAAUGAUCUGAUGGGCCCAAUUAGUGGCUUUUUUUCCCCUUGCAGACCCCUCAUUAGGGGAGAAAUGCCCCCUGCAACACAAUCUUCUAAAGAGUUAGUCACCUA
Molecule: messenger RNA, 3271 nt
Organism: Tachyglossus aculeatus (Australian echidna)
Lineage: Eukaryota; Metazoa; Chordata; Mammalia; Monotremata; Tachyglossidae
Product: desmoglein-3-like
Exons: 20
Coding region: 1-3177 (1058 amino acids)
Biological process (GO): homophilic cell-cell adhesion
Cellular component (GO): plasma membrane; desmosome
Molecular function (GO): calcium ion binding
Source: RefSeq, a predicted model, not a curated record